AGCAAACUGAAAGAUUGCAACAAAUUUCGCAAUGGCUCUUCCUGCUUUGCUCACAAGCUUCCUUCCCUCCUUGACUGGCUAUAACCAACCCUCUCUCUUUUUCUCUAGACUCCCUCGCUCCUCCUCUUCCUCCUCGUCCUCCUCCACGGCCUCCGGCCCUCAAUUUAUGACACGCGCUUUGAAGAUUGAAGGUCAAGAGAUUGUGAGACGUUCGGCAAACUGGCAACCUAGCGUUUGGGACUAUGGCCUUGUGCAGUCGCUUGGUGUUGAUUACUCGGAGGAUCAAUAUACGGAGCAAGUCCAAAGGUUGAAGAAAGAAGUCAAGGGUCUAUUUGAGAGGGAGAUGGAUCAGGUGGCCGAGCUCGAGUUCUUUGACGUGGUUCAAAGGCUAGGACUAGGUUACCAUUUUGAGAUGGAGAUCAAGAGCGCUCUAAGUUCAAUCUAUAACAACACCAAAGAUGCUCAGCUUUCGGACGAUCUCUAUGCCGCUUCCCUUCGAUUUCGGCUACUCAGACAACAUGGAUACAAUGUACCACAAGAUGUGUUUAAAAGGUUUAUGAACAUGACCGGCACAUUCAAUGAAUCCCUUAGUAAGGAUGCAAAGGGGCUUCUUGGUCUCUAUGAAGCUUCUUUUCAUGGAUUGGAUGGUGAAACCAUACUCGAUGAAGCCUGGAACUUUGCUUCUAAGCAUAUGAAGGAUCUAAACCUUGACGAAGUUCCCAGCAAUUUAGCAAGCAACGUGAGUCAUGCAUUAGAUAUGCCGAUCCACUGGAGGCCAAACAGGUUGGAGGCUCGGUGGUUCAUGGACAUGUACGAGAAACAGCAAGACAUGAUCCCCUCUUUGCUACGUUUGGCUAAAAUAGACUUCAAUUUAGUGCAGUCAAUCCAUAGGAAGGAAGUUAGCAAUCUGGCAAGGUGGUGGGUUGAACUUGGGGCGAACAAGAUGACCUUCUUUAGGGACAGGCUAGUGGAAAGCUAUUUUUGGAGCUGUAUAAUGGUCUUUGAACCACAAUAUACAGCUUUCAGAGAAAUGAGUACGAAGAUUGGUUGUAUGGUGACACUUAUUGAUGAUGUUUAUGAUAUAUAUGGGACGCCAGAAGAGCUUGAGCUCUUAACAUAUUUCAUUAUUAGGUGGGACAUCACAGACAUCGAUAAGCUUCCUCCAACAAUAAGGAAUAGUUUCAUGGUCUUGUACAACACGACCAAUGAAGUUGGGUAUCAAACGAUGAGAGAGCAAGGAAUCAACCCCAUCCCUUACUUGCGGAAAGUGUGGGCCGAUGAAUGCAAGGCAUACAUGAAGGAGGUCCAUUGGUACAAGAGUGGCAUCAAACCGGCACUGAAGGAGUACAUGGACGUUGCGGUGGAUUCAAUCGGAGGGCUGAUUUUGCUGUUACAUAGCUAUUUCCUAACCACAGACAAACUGACAAAAGAGGGACUUGAUUACGUGUCGAAAAUCCCAAGUGUCAUGCAUUCCUCUGCCAAGAUCCUUCGAUUCAACGAUGAUCUCAGUACAUCAUCGCAUGAAUUGGCACGAGGAGACAACUCCAAGGCACUAGAAUGCUACAUGAAUGAAAGUGGCGCUUCGGAAGAGGUUGCAAGGGAACAUAUUAGGCAUCUGGUGCGCAACAUCUGGAAAAAGAUGAACAAAGAUGUGUUUGAGGACUAUCCAUUCUCCGGGUUUGGGCCUUUUCUAGGUGCAUGUUUGAACUUGGCACGAGCUUCUCAUUGCUUUUAUGAGUAUGGAGAUGGACACGGCCUUCCCGGUCACCAAACCAAGGACCAUCUUGUGUCAACCAUAUUCGAAUCCGUGCCCCUCGACUAGGGAUGCAUUAUUGACCAAGGUGUCGCUAUUGCAGAAAGCCUUUAAUCUGUUUUGUUGUUAUUAGCUUUUGGGGUGGCUCUGUGAGCUCUAAGUUAUUGAAACCAUGGUAACUGAAGUCUGUUGAGGGGUGUUUGUAUAGGCUUGAUAAAAUUCGGCAGAGAAGCACAUGCUAUUUCGUGUUUUCU
Eucalyptus grandis is the source of this 2007-nucleotide messenger RNA. Its product is annotated as monoterpene synthase-like. Lineage: Eukaryota; Viridiplantae; Streptophyta; Magnoliopsida; Myrtales; Myrtaceae. The coding region runs from base 32 to 1822 and encodes 596 amino acids. Gene Ontology annotation, biological process: diterpenoid biosynthetic process. Gene Ontology annotation, molecular function: terpene synthase activity; magnesium ion binding. The record is from RefSeq and is a predicted model, not a curated record. The transcript has 7 exons.